Pseudocercospora fijiensis CIRAD86 is the source of this 1497-nucleotide messenger RNA. RefSeq lists its product as uncharacterized. The transcript has a single exon. The record is from RefSeq and is a predicted model, not a curated record. The coding region runs from base 1 to 1497 and encodes 498 amino acids. NCBI's taxonomy places the organism in Eukaryota, Fungi, Ascomycota, Dothideomycetes, Mycosphaerellales, Mycosphaerellaceae.
AUGAUCAAUUCAAACAAUUGGCUUCAGCAAUAUGGCAAUAUCGAAGACUAUCAAUGGCGUCGAAGUCAAAGCAACGGCGCAGAAGUUUACUCUCGACCUGUGGGACUGGUAGAGAGCAGCUUCGAUGCAGAUGGACGAUACUACGAAGGUCGAGCCGAUAUGAACUGCGAACUCGAAACUGCGGUCAAGAAUCUGCUCGACAGGGACGAGUUCAGAGAGCGCAUUUUACUUUCAUGGACCCUUCUGCGUCAACGCCACCUGCUUCUUCAAAGCAAGACUUUCCUGGAUCGUAAAUCUGGCAUACAUGGCUCGCCCUCUGGGAUGCAUUUCGCUGUGCCUGUGCACGCGUCACCGAGCAGAGCUAUUGAGGAUGCUGGCAAGCAUCUUGUGUUCGUGGGAGACUAUUAUGAGACUGUCGACCAUCGUGACUUCUACCUGCACUGCUUGAAUGGCUCCCGUGUGUUGGAUCCUUCGCAAGCACUGGCCAAGUGUUUCGUGCUUCCGUGCAGCCAUGAAGAUGGGCGGCAGGUCUUGCGUUUCCUUUUCAUCUUCGGUCAUGAAAUAUCUGACGGACUGAGCGCUUAUAACUGGAUGAAUGAUCUGAUCAGAAUCCUGAACGAACCUCUUGAUCAAAUCAAGGCUGAGACGAACGGACUCAUCCAUCCCGACGCUUUGAGGAAGCACCUACCGCCGCCUCAAGAGGCGCUGUACCCGCCCAUUCCAGGAAGCAAAGCGAGGCAAAGAUGGUUUUGGGCCAUUACUCGCCUAUUGAGGCACGUUCGAAAGCCGCUUCCAGUUGGCUUCGAUAAUCCCUUGCGACGACGACAGCCGCGAGAGCCCGUCUCAUUCUCGCCAAUUUACGACAAAGUCCUCGAUUAUACCAGGACUCCACCACUCAACACCAUCCCCGUCUACAUCCACCCAGCCUUGGCCAAUGUUCAGCGCUUGCACCGUAUCUGCCGAGAAGCGAGGUCCAGCAUCGGCGCUGGUGUAUACGCUCUAGCAGCGCUCUGUAUGAUGGAGUUCUAUGAGGAGCGUGAACCGCAUAUUGCGCUUAAAGAUCGCAAAUGUUUCAUCACAGGAUUCCCAUUAGACCCUCGAGCAUUCUUCAACAAGCGUCCGGAAGCUGAUUCAAUGAUGUUGGCUUUCAGUGAUGGGAUCGCUUUACCAUUCCUGUCUUCGAACCUGCCAGUGGACGGUCGUCUCAGACUGCUUGCAAGACAGGCGCAACGCCAAUUGUCUGCAUAUCAAAAGCGAGCAAAGCCGAAAGGUGCGGACGCGACCCGACAAUUCCUGAAUUCCCGCGGUGCAGGGCUUGUUCUUGCCAAUCAAUACCUUUACAGCCAUGAAAGAGCCGAUAGCAUCUUACCCGAGAACAUGCGAAAAGGCAUAAAUGUGCAGGGCGCUUAUCCGCCUCGAGGCAAUCCAACAGGUAUGUCCAGCUUUAGCAAUUCUCAGUGUACAAAUAUGAAUGGGAAGCUCGCUGACAACAUGUAG